Messenger RNA from Apis florea (little honeybee), 1477 nucleotides. RefSeq names its product DCN1-like protein SCCRO4 (gene SCCRO4). The record is from RefSeq and is a predicted model, not a curated record. Gene Ontology annotation, biological process: protein neddylation. Lineage: Eukaryota; Metazoa; Arthropoda; Insecta; Hymenoptera; Apidae. Gene Ontology annotation, molecular function: ubiquitin-like protein binding; ubiquitin conjugating enzyme binding; cullin family protein binding. Gene Ontology annotation, cellular component: ubiquitin ligase complex.
UAAAUUCUACAUUUGGUAUCCCUGCGAAAAAGGCAUGCUGUCUUAAAACGGCAAUAAAAUGAAAUAAAACUGAGGUGCAAAAAAAUUUUAUUUAACUAUACAGCAUUUAGGUAGUGCAAAAUAUCCAAAUUAAUAAAUUAGUUAAAUAUUUGAUGACAUGCUGGCACUAUGUUUAAUAUUAUUUUUAUAGACUAAACUAUAAAGCAAGUUUUAUAUUGAUGUUGACUUUUUACUGUGAGAAAUACAAUUUCUGAUACAAUUGUUCUAGUGGUUCGUUGAACAAGGUGUUUAUUUCCGACAUCACAUGUACAAAGCGGUUAAAGCUAAAGUGAAAAACAUCGAAAAAUUACAAUAUACUCCGAUUAAUUGCCGAACCUAACCUCAAACUUGAUCUUUUAAGACUGAAAGGAAAUGUCAUUUAUGUCAGUAUAAACUAGCUAUAUUACGGAUUCUUUAAAUCUUCUUAAUCUUUUAUAUAACUUACGUUGUUGCUGCGUGUUAAAAGAGGGAUGCCACGCAGCAAGCGUAGAGCGCCCUCUAGCACAAAUCAUCAUACGACUAUUGAAAUGUCACCUAGUGCCCAUGAGGAGGGUAUAUCAAGGCACCCAUCAAAAAGACUUAGACAUACAUCUAGUGCAAGACGUUAUACAAAAACAGAAGAUGUUUCUACCACUUCAUCUUUUUCCCAAAAACGUUGUAUCACAUGGUUUAGGGAAUACACAACACCUGAUGAUUCAGAUACUCUUGGACCUGAAGGAAUGGAAAAAUUUUGUGAGGAUAUAGGUGUAGAACCUGAAAAUGUAGUAAUGCUUGUUCUUGCAUAUAAAAUGAAUGCUCGACAAAUGGGUUUUUUCACACUCAGUGAAUGGUUAAAAGGCCUUUCAGACUUGCAGUGUGAUUCUAUUAGUAAAAUACAACAAAAACUUGAGUACCUAAGGAAUCAAUUAAAUGAUCCACAUACAUUUAAGGGAAUUUACAGAUAUGCUUAUGAUUUUGCUAGAGACAAAGAUCAAAGAAGUAUGGAUAUGGAAACAGCAAGAGUUAUGUUACAAUUACUUUUGGGAAAACAUUGGCCAUUAUUCACCCAAUUUGCUCAGUUCCUAGAUCAAUCGAAGUACAAAGUGAUUAAAGAUCAGUGGUGCAACAUUUUAGAAUUUUCUCGUACAAUCAAUCACGAUUUAUCUAAUUAUGAUUUAGAUGGAGCAUGGCCAGUAAUGCUUGAUGAAUUUGUUGAAUGGUUAAAAAUACAGCGAGGUGAAGAAGCAUCUUCAACAGAAACUAGAGGCAGCUGAAACAUUCAAUAAUAAUAGUCUACUAAAAUAAAAAAACACUCAUUUGUCUUGUCAUAUUUUGUUAAUAAGAAAAUUUCUGUUUCUAUCAUAACCUCGCAACAUUUCAGUUAUCAUCAUUCGUACUAUGUUUUUAUUAAUCAAUAAGAAUGUAAGUAGCCUAUCUUAAUAUGAUUCUGUGUUCUAAA